AUGGGCGGAAGAGGAAAUGGAAACAUGGGGCACCAUGGGUGGAAUGGUAGGCAUGGAAGAUAUAGAAACUAUGAGGAGGAGAUGGAGCCGCGGUAUGAUGAUCCCACCAAGUCUAUCAAGCACACAUUUCCCGAGUUCUACGGCAAGUUUGAUCCCGAGGCCUACUUGGAAUGGGAGUCACAAAUGAGCAAAAUUUUCUCACUCCAUAACUUUUUGGAAGGUGAUAAGGUGAAGGUGGCAAUAGCCGAGUUUCGUGGCAAUGCGGAUACAUGGUGGAAUGAUACGAUGAGGAGGAGAAGGAUGGUUAGGGGAGGGGAAGUGGGUUCGUGGGCGGAGUUGUGUGAGCUCAUGAGGACUACCUUUGUACCAAAGUCCUAUUUCCUCCGACUUCGAGGGGAGUUUCAAGAUUUGAAGCAAGGGACGAAGAGCGUAAUGGAGUACUACUAUGAACUCCUAUCAUUGAUGAGCAAGGUAGGGGUGGAGGAGCGAGAAGAGGCGACUCAAGAUCGAUUUAUCCAUGGCCUUAACAUCAACUUGAAGCACAAGGUGCAAGUGGAGGCAUUGAGGGGAAUUUCCUUGGACGAGGUGAUUGGGUUUGCCGACACUUUUGAGAGGCAAAGUAAGGAGUUGGUUUCUAGCCGGGCUAAAUGGGCGUCUAGCCAAACCGGAGGGACGGGGACUAGCAAGUGGAGUGCUCCCGGCAAGAAGGUGGAAAGCAUGGCCAAUCCAAACACCCAAGGGAGGCCGAUCGCGAAGGCUCUACCGGGUACUCAACCUAUUAAAGCUAUAGCCCCUAUGGAAGACAAGAAGGUUCAAUGUUUCAAGUGCAAGGGGUAUGGCCAUUAUGCACGCGAGUGCCCAAACCAACGGGUAAUGGUUAUCGGGCAAGAUGGUAGCGUGUAUAGUGAGGAAGAUGAAGAAGAUGGGGAGGGUGUGGGCACUAAAGAAGUGAGCCCGGACACCGACAUAGCUUUUUCUAGUGGCGAAGAAGAAGAUACACCCUUAAGGGCUAUGGUUGUACUCCGAAUGCUCAAUGUACAACCCAACCUUGAAGAGCAUAAGGAGCAAAGGUGCAACAUCUUUCAUAUGAAGUGUAAGGUGAAGUCCAAGACGUGCUUGGUCAUCAUAGAUGGAGGGAGUUGUACAAAUGUGGUGUGUGACCGGUUGGUGGCCAAGUUGGGAUUGAAGGUACUUAAACACCCAAACCCCUACAAAUUGCAAUGGUUAGGGGACUCCGGAGAGUUGAGGGUGAAGGCUCAAUGCAAAGUUCCAUUGAAGAUUGGAGAAGUUGAGGAAGACAUCCUAUGUGAUAUCAUUCCUAUGACGGCAUGUCAUGUUUUGCUAGGGAGGCCAUGGGAGUUUGAUAGAAGGGCCUACAAAAAUGGCUUCACGAAUGAGUAUUUCUACAUGCUCAACGGGUUGAAGGUUCGUUUGAAGCCAUUGCUACCUAGUGCCGUGUUUGAGGCUAGCCAACAUCUACAAAAGGAAAGAGAGAGAGAUAGGGAAAAAAGGCUAGUAGAAGAAUGUGAGCUAAAAAAGCCAAGUGAGAGUGGGGGUGGUGAGAGAAAAAUAAAAGCGCCCAAAGGAGAGCACCCACAAACAAGAGGGGGAAAGGAAUGUUUGAUAGCUAGUAAAACCGACCUUGGGUGGGCACUAAACAAUCACCCCUCCGUUCUCCUCGUGGUCCGUAAGGAUUUGUGCUUAGCUACUAACCUUGACCCGUAUCCUUUGAUUGUCCAAAGUGUGUUGCAGGAAUUUGAAGAUGUAUUCCCGGAAGAACUCCCGAGUGAACUCCCUCCCAUGAGGGGGAUCGAGCAUCAAAUUGACCUUUUGCCGGGAUCAUCACUCCCAAACCGGGCCGCAUACAAGGCGAACCCCAAGGAGACACAAGAGCUACAAAGGCAAGUCGAGGAACUCCUUGCCAAAGGUCUAAUUCGUGAAUCUCUAUCUCCUUGUGCCGUACCCGUCAUUCUUGUACCUAAGAAGGACGGAAGUUGGAGGAUGUGUGUAGAUUGUAGGGCAAUUAACAAAAUCACCAUCAAAUAUAGACACCCUAUACCUAGGUUAGACGACAUGUUAGAGGAUCUUUGUGGCUCUAUAUGUUUUUCUAAAAUUGAUUUGGCUAGUGGAUAUCACCAAAUUCGCAUGAAAGAGGGAGAUGAAUGGAAAACCGCUUUCAAAACCAAAUUUGGCUUAUAUGAAUGGCUUGUGAUGCCUUUUGGUUUGACU
Messenger RNA from Salvia splendens (bonfire salvia), 2229 nucleotides. RefSeq lists its product as uncharacterized. Gene Ontology annotation, molecular function: zinc ion binding; nucleic acid binding. The transcript has a single exon. The annotation marks the transcript as partial. The record is from RefSeq and is a predicted model, not a curated record. Lineage: Eukaryota; Viridiplantae; Streptophyta; Magnoliopsida; Lamiales; Lamiaceae.